AUGGGUUGGAGUUUUCUGCCAGGACAGUAUUCGGUGGAAGUAGUGAAUGGAUUAGCGACUAUGGAUAUUCUUGAUAUUCAUUGUAAAAAAUCUGGUUUUAAAUCCAAAGAUCUUGAGAUUUCUCAUAUUCCUGGAAAUGGUAAUUAUAGUUGGACGUUCAACACCAGUAUUGUGAAGAGCAUGUCUUAUGAAUGUAACUUGACAUGGCCUAAUCAUGGUCAUUUAUCGUUCACUGCAUUUGAAGAUAACAAGAUUUUUGUAGAUGAUUAUUGUGGUGGUCGUCAUUGUUCUUGGAAAGCAACCGAUAGUGGAAUUUACUUGUACAAUAUUAAGCAUCGGAAUUUUACAUUCGUGACAACUUGGUACAAAUAUUUAUACACAGAAGUAUCCUGUAAAUUAGGCAACUACUACUAA
Chenopodium quinoa (quinoa) is the source of this 414-nucleotide messenger RNA. Its product is annotated as S-protein homolog 1-like. The coding region runs from base 1 to 414 and encodes 137 amino acids. The transcript is spliced from 2 exons. The record is from RefSeq and is a predicted model, not a curated record. NCBI's taxonomy places the organism in Eukaryota, Viridiplantae, Streptophyta, Magnoliopsida, Caryophyllales, Amaranthaceae.